Messenger RNA from Pseudophryne corroboree (corroboree frog), 5804 nucleotides. RefSeq names its product myotubularin related protein 2 (gene MTMR2). The record is from RefSeq and is a predicted model, not a curated record. Gene Ontology annotation, cellular component: cytoplasm; membrane. Gene Ontology annotation, molecular function: phosphatidylinositol-3-phosphate phosphatase activity; phosphatidylinositol-3,5-bisphosphate 3-phosphatase activity. Bases 771 to 2486 code for a protein of 571 amino acids. Lineage: Eukaryota; Metazoa; Chordata; Amphibia; Anura; Myobatrachidae. Gene Ontology annotation, biological process: phosphatidylinositol dephosphorylation. The transcript is spliced from 15 exons.
AGUGGGGCGGGUCAUGUUGGAGGGUAUGUAGGUAUUAGGUUAGGAUUGUGGACAAGCGCAGGGCCGCAGGCGCACUCCCGCCUCUCUCUCGACACUGCAGCGCGGGCACAAUAUCUACCGCUCGUGUGCACCCGCGCGCUUUGCCGUGCACUGCGCGUGUCUUCCCACAGACACAGACAGACAGCCAGCGUCACUCUCGCGGGAGACGGGACUCGGCAGCUGCACUAGCAUUGUCGGCGCCUUGGACAGAGACGGUCGCCCCUGCUGCCUCCUCCCAUCUGAUGCUGCGGUUCUAGAAAAGACGACGCUUUCAGCAUCAGAUGAGCUCCUGCUGAAGAACACCAGGGUUGGGUGACUCUGAAAAGACUGGCGACACCCUUCUUAAAUAUAACUUGCAAGUGUAAAUUCUGUUGCCUCAUUCAUCCACAUCUUCUGGAAGUAAAAUAAUAUGAACUCCUAUUGUUCGUUCCUUGUUUAUUUUUUCGUUCUGGGAAGAGAGAAUUGGAAACUGGUUUAGCGAGCAGCAGCAAUUUGCAGGUUGCAAAUUACACGCAGGGGAGCUCACCCCCCCCCCCCCCCACCCCCCCUUCCCCACUGAAGCCUGUGGAAGAAAAUAAAGAAUAUCCUUUUGUCUGCUACCUGAAAGACGUUGGUGACAUCACCAGUGACUCAGUGUCUGAUGAAAUUAUUAUAUUAGUCAAGGCCAUCUGACUACACCCCAGAUAGCAGUCUCCUGCACUGAGCAACAGCAACCGUAUAAAGCUUUCAGCAUGCUUGCUGGGAUGGAGGAAUUGCUGCUGCUACCCGGAGAGGUGGUUAAAGAUAUGGCCAAAGAUAUUACUUACUUCUGUCCAUUCACUGGAGCUAUCCGGGGAAGUUUCACAGUUACCAACUUCAGACUGUAUUUCAAGUGUUUGGAACGGGAUCGCCACUUAAUAUUGGACGCCCCUCUUGGAGUAAUAAGUCGAAUCGAAAAGAUUGGAGGAGCUGCCAUGCGCGGAGAAAAUUCCCAAGGUGUAGACAUCGUGUGCAAGGACAUGAGAAAUAUGAGAUUUGUCUUCAAGCAAGAUGGACGCACUCCAAAAACAGUGUUUGAAAGCCUCAUGGUUUAUGCCUUCCCUUUAAACCACAAUUUGCCUCUCUUUGCUUUCGAAUACAAAGAAGUGUUCCCCAAAGAUGGCUGGAAAGUAUAUGACCCCAUCACAGAAUACAAAAGGCAGGGAGUGCCUAAUGAAAGUUGGAGAAUUACGAGGUUGAAUGACCGCUAUGAGCUGUGUGACACCUAUCCGUCAACCCUUGUCGUUCCGGUCAACAUGUCGGAUGAUGAAUUAAGGAGGGUGGCUGCGUUCAGAGCAAAUGAUCGAAUUCCUGUUUUAUCCUGGAUUCACCCGGAGAGUCAGGCUACCAUCAUACGCUGCAGCCAGCCCUUGCUGGGGGUGAAUGUGAAGAGGUGUAAGGAGGAUGAGAAGUACCUACAGUCUGUCAUGGAUGCCAACGCACAGUCCCACAAAAUCUUUAUCUUUGAUGCAAGACCUAGCGUCAAUGCUGUGGCAAAUAAGGCUAAGGGUGGAGGGUUUGAGAGCGAGGAUGCGUACCAGAAUGCAGAGCUGAUCUUCCUGGACAUCCACAACAUCCAUGUUAUGAGGGAAUCUCUGAGGAAGCUGAAGGAGAUCUCCUAUCCCAUCAUUCAGGAAUCUCACUGGCUGUCUAACCUGGAGUCCACCCACUGGCUAGAGCAUAUUAAGUUCAUUCUUGCUGGUGCUUUGAGAAUCGUAGACAAAGUGGAAUCGGGAAAGACUUCUGUAGUUGUCCAUUGCAGCGAUGGCUGGGACCGCACUGCGCAGCUUACGUCCCUUGCCAUGCUCAUGCUUGAUGGCUACUAUCGGACCAUCCAAGGGUUUGAGGUGCUGGUGGAGAAGGAGUGGCUGAGCUUCGGGCACAAGUUCUACACUAGGAUUGGCCACGGUGACAAGAACCAUGCGGACGCUGACAGAUCCCCAGUGUUCCUGCAGUUUAUUGACUGUGUUUGGCAGAUGACGAGACAGUUCCCUCAUGCAUUUGAAUUUAAUGAGCAUUUUCUCCUGACUAUUCUGGAUCACCUGUACAGCUGUUUGUUUGGGACGUUCCUUUGUAACAGCGAGCAGCAGAGAGUACAGGAGUCUCUGCCACAAGAGUCUGUCUCUGUGUGGUCCUAUGUCAACAGCCAGCUUGAAGAUUUCACCAAUCCUUUGUUUGUGGACUACUCCGAACAUGUCCUGUAUCCCGUGACCAGCACGAGGCACCUGCAGUUGUGGACAGAAUACUAUAUAAGGUGGAACCCAAGGACUAAAUCACAGGACGCUACCAACAGCCGCUGUAAGGACUUACUUGCCAAGCGCGCAGAGCUACAGAAAAAACUGGACGAACUUCAGCAAGAGCUGAGCAGUCGCUCCCUGUCCUCUGAGAGAGGAGGGUCUGUGCCGUCCGUCACUCAGACAGUUGUGUAAUUUAUAAUGACAGGCGUAUGGUAUUUAAUUUUAUUUAAAAAAAAAAAAAAAAGAUCUACAGUCUUAAACAAGGUGGUGAAUUUAACUUGUGGUGUGAUAAACAAACCAUGAAAGAUUAGAUUGCUAUAGCUAUUAUAAAAUUAAUUUAUACAUACAUACAUAUAUACAUACAUACAUACACACAUACAAAUAAAUAUAAAAAACAAUGCAAUAUAAACAUUGCUAAUAUUCUGAGAAACACUACUGAUUACAGGUGCAUACUCACUGGCGGAGCCUCCUGUACUGUAUGUUCAGACCUCAGAGUAUUGAUCUGUUGAGGUCUGAACAUAUGACUGUACAUUACACUGACUUAAAUUAUAAUAUAGAUCAUGGUUGCAGCUUGAUUCAUUAUUGUGAUCUGUUCCAAACUAGAAUGCAGAGCAGUGCUGGAUUGUGUCGUCCUAGUGAUCAUUAUAUGGUAUCACGGCUCCAUAACAGCCAGUGGGAGCUUCCUAUUCACAUUGUAUGAUUGCUGCUGCGUAUUUCUUUGAUUUAUUCACUUAGACAAUGAUGGGGUUUAAAAAUUAACUUCAAGUCAAGUUAUAAAAAUCGACAUAUUAAAACAGGGGUGGCCAGACUUUGAGUCUCUGAUCUACUUUUAAAGCUGAAAAGCUUUUGUGAUCUAACUAGGCGGGAUAAUGCCACUUGUGCCCCCACAGUGCCAGAUACACAUGCCCCCACAGUGCCACAUAUGCCCCCACAGUGCCAUUAAUCUACUUUAACUUACUUUAGCUGACUGUCUGCCCGCCAGCUGGCUGGAUCCCCACUGUCAUGUGCCUGCUCCCGCUUCCCGCCGCUACUGCUGUCGCCGGCGCUGCUCCUUGCAUCGUGUUCUCAAUCGGACAUUGCACGGGUGCGCGGCUGACGUCAUCCGUGCAAUGCAUCAUUGAGAACGCUCCGGGCAGGAGGCGGCAAGUCACACUUGGAUCGCGAUCUACCGGUAGAUCACGAUUGACGUUUUGACCGCCUCUGACUUAAAAUAUCCGUUAUCAGACAGUUAUUUUCUGUGUCACUUCGUAAGAUGAGCCCAAUGGCCCCCUGGUCUUCCUUCUAUAAGAAAUGCAAAAUGAAAUAUAAGUGAGUGGAUUUCUUUAGUAGGGAACGGCUUCACUUUAGGACCUUGUAAUAUUAAUAACUAUAAGACCAGGGUCUGCGGUUGUAGAACAUAUCCUGAUUGCGCAGUGGCCCUCAUUCCGAGUUGAUCGCUCAUUUUUUCGGUCGCACAACAUAUUCGCAAAGUUGCGUUAGUGUAUUAAAUUUGCGAACAUCCGCCCCCAACGUAUUUUUGCACAUUCGUACGCAGUAUUACACAAAGUGGGCGUACGCCAAAUGACAUCGCAGUAAUGCGAAACCAUCGCAGCAUUGCGAAGCCUUCGCAAAAACACAUAUUUCAUUGUAAAAAUACUAAGUUUUAGUAGAUUUACUAAUUUUUCCUUAAAAUUGCACACUUUUAAGGUAAAACGCCCAAUUUUUUUUUUUUUUGCGAUUAAGUGAAAUUACCCCUUUCAUUUUAAAAUACACAAGCCCUUGUCAAUUACGAAUCCAAUUAGUGUAAUGAUUGAUAAUGUUCCUAAACAAUUAAGUCAGGCCAAAAAACCAGAUUAACACUUUGUUGCCAUAAUUGUCCAUCAACAUGUAAAAGUGAUUUUUUUAAAAACUAGUAUAUUUUAAAAAUUUGUAUUUUCUUUUUUAAAAGAUGUUGUUUGUGAAUGAAGGUGUUUACAUGUUUAUUAACACAAUAAUCUCCUAACUCAUUUUUUAAUUGUAAACUUACGUUACAUGUGAGUAAUGUUUAAUGUAAACUAUUUCUGCCUGCCAUUCUGCUGAUCCUUUUUUGCAUUAAUAAGCACAACACCCGGUUAACUUGAAUCAUAUUUUUUUUAUAUUUUUAAAAACAUUAAGAUUUUUUUGAAAACAAACAAAAUCAUUAAAAUGUUUCCAAUUCCUCCAGACAAAUUAAAACCCCAUGCAGGUGUUGUCGCAUUCUGGCAAUAAUGCCUCCAAAACUUGUAGGAUCUCCAACUGCAACAUCUGAAAUUAAGAAGCAACAGAAACAUUAAUAACUGAAUUACAUUACUUAUUAUCCAAGAAAGGCACAAAGCACACUUAAAUGCAGGCAUGUCAAAACUGCUGGCCUCCAGCUGUUGUGAAACUACAUCUACCAGCAUGCCUUUUCCCAGUUUUGUGGUCAGAGAAUGCAAAAUCUGUCAGGGCAUGCUGGGAUGUGUAUUUUUUCUACAGCAUGAGGGCCGCAGUUUGGACAGGCCUGCUUUAAUGCCUAAGUGACUACAUCAUGGCUGCUUUAAGGCUAAAUCAGUAGCAUAAUACACAAUCCUGCUCAGCAAUGUUUUUUUUUUUUUAACUAGAAAGUGAACCACACCAUGUUGUCCAUUUUCUACUACGGGAGUUCAAUUUAAGAUGGGAAGUAGACCAUAGCAAACAAACAAAUUAAACAUGUUAUCUUGUAAAAGUGGGCAUAACAAUUUAAUUUAUAAUAUUAUUGCUUGCUAUGGUCAACAUCCCAUGUUAAAGCUAACUACCAUCUUAGUAAAUGUAACACCAUGUUGCCAUUCAUUCACAUCUGGACUGAAGAGAAUUAAAUUUAAGGAGGUUUGGUCCUGCAUGAUCACACUGCAUAUCAACAUCUUCAGAAGGACUACAUAUCCUAGCAUGCCCACAAUCCAUGUAAAUCCAGUUUCCAAAAUAAGGAAAAACAGGUUUAAUUUUUACAAAUUAGCAUUUUGUGAGUGUAACUUUAACACCACAAAUCAUUGUGUUGUUCUGCUUGCUAACAAAGUGAAGCAUGUGUUUUGAAAGUGAAAACAUUAUGAAUAGAGAGGCACAAGUGUUAAAGACUAACAACAUACUAAACUGCACUCGGCUAUAAAUGUUUUUGUGAAAAAUAAACACAUAUUAAACUAUGUAGUCCUGGCAACCCUGUCAAACUAAUUAGUGUCGACCUAGAGUGGACACACAACACAUUGCACACAUAAACACUACAUAUAAUGAUACUCUAAAAAAUAUCAAUGCAACAUGCACACCAUCAAUAAUUAAUGAAAAUGUGUACCUUGCUAGCUGAUUUAAAACAGUACAACAGUGCAUGUUUGUACAUUGUAAGUGUAAGUAGGUCAUAUUUUGAACUGAAAUGUAAAAACACUUACUUUCCUCAGCAACAUUAGGGUCACCACUGACCCCAUCAGGGGCUUCUUCUGCCCAUUCUGUGGGUGGUGAAGGCAGCUGGAUGGGGGAAGGAGGAGGGAUUGGUGAAGGAGGAGGGAU